AUGGCCGUGCUUGAUCUUGAAAAGGAUGUGGGAGUAGACAACUGUAUCGGAAAUAAAUUCAACAAAAAGUAUAUUCCACAAGAAAUAAUAGGUACCGGUGCGAGCAGUACGGUGCGUCGAUGCAUUUUGAAGGAUACGAAAGAGGAAUUUGCUGUAAAAGUUUUGGAUUUAAAUAGUGGAGUUGAUACAAAUGAAGUACUCCGAGCAGAAUGUAUGCGAGAAGUCUCCAUCCUUCGCAAGGUUGCUGGCCACCCCAACAUAAUUAAACUUCAAGAUGUUUUCGAGGAAGAUGCUUAUGUCUUUCUAGUUUUUGAGCUUUGCAAAGGCGGAGAGCUCUUUGAUUACUUGACGAAAAUGGUCACUCUCUCUGAGAAGCGAACUCGUCUCAUAAUGCGUCAAAUGAUUGACGCUCUUAAUUACAUUCAUUCAAAAGGAAUCGUUCAUCGUGAUCUCAAACCCGAGAAUAUUCUUAUGGAUGCUGACAUGAAUAUCAAAAUUACUGACUUUGGUUUAGCUGUUUUUGCUACUGACAUUGCUGAGCUUCAAGAAACCCGUGGAACACCUGGUUAUCUUGCCCCAGAAGUUCUUCGGUGUGGUUAUUAUGAGGGCCAGCCUCCUUAUGGCCAACCGGUUGAUGUCUGGGCUUGUGGAGUUAUCAUGUAUACCCUUCUUGUUGGAUUUCCCCCAUUUUGGAAUCGAAAAGAAUACCUGAUGCUCAGACAAAUCAUGCAGGGUAACUACUCCUUCCCUAGUCCUGAAUGGGACGAAAUUAGUGAUACUGCCAAAGAUCUCAUUCGUUCAAUGCUAAUUGUGGACGCCUCUCAGCGUAUCAAGCCCAUUGAUGCUCUCUCCCACGACUUCUUCAAACAAAUCAUCACCGCUCCCACACCAACCAAAUUCCAUGGCAGGCGGAAGUUCAGGUCGGCAUAUCGAGUGCUUCUGUUCAUUCGAAUGCUAAAAGAUCUCCGAGCCAACGGAACCACCCUCUCAUUGCACAAACUCUCCACUGACCCCUAUUCCAAUAAGCGCCUACGCAAGUUGAUCGAUGCGCUAGCCUUUGACGUGUACAGCCAUUGGAUCAAACGAGGUGAUGAGCAAAACCGUGCUGCCCUCUACGAGAACAAUCCACACUCUGAACAGGUCCAAGCAGCCCAAGCAUCCUUCGAAUUUCACCCUGAUCUCAUAAAGAGUGUCGGAGGGGGUGAUCAAGGGGCAUUCGCUUCCGAUGAUCAUGUUUUCAAUGAGAAUUCUGGCGUUCGGUGGUAG
Rodentolepis nana is the source of this 1266-nucleotide messenger RNA. Lineage: Eukaryota; Metazoa; Platyhelminthes; Cestoda; Cyclophyllidea; Hymenolepididae. The record is from the annotation of a GenBank genome assembly.